UUUACUUUUUUUAAAGUUCCUUAAAAAUGACUGAACGUUUUGGUCUUAUACUACUAACAGGUCCACCGGGUGUUGGAAAGACUACCUUAGUCCGUAAAGUUUGCGAAGAUCUAAUCAAUAAAUAUAGUAUCGUGUGUAACGGUUUCUAUACGGAAGAAGUACGUAAUACAAAUACCAGAGAGCGCAUAGGAUUCGAUGUAGUUACUUUCAAUAAAAAGCGAGGUAUACUAGCCAGAUUAGAUCGUACAGGGAAAGGACCUUUUGUUGGGAAAUACUGUGUAUAUGUUACAGAGUUUGAAGAGCUUGCUUUGCCUUUACUACAUCCAGGUAGUGGACACAAUUUAUUAGUUAUUGAUGAGGUGGGAAAAAUGGAGUUAAAAAGUAAAGAGUUUGAAAUGGCUGUAGAAAACAGUAUAAUGAAAAAUAUUUUAUUCGCAACAGUUCCAUAUGAAUUGCGACAGCCUUUGCCUGUGAUAGACAGACUAAAAAAUCACCCUAAGGCGCAAAUAAUUGUAGUUACUAAAGAGAAUCGAAAUUAUUUAAAAUCCGAAAUUAUCGCAAAAAUUUUGAAAUUAAUAAAAGCUUAAAAUGAAUAUUAGAAUAUAACGAAAUUAAAAACUUCCAGCUGAAAUGGAGCUUGAUCAUUUGAGUAAAAAAAUACAAAAAACUA
Calliphora vicina (urban bluebottle blowfly) is the source of this 670-nucleotide messenger RNA. RefSeq names its product cancer-related nucleoside-triphosphatase. The record is from RefSeq and is a predicted model, not a curated record. Bases 27 to 587 code for a protein of 186 amino acids. The transcript has 2 exons. Lineage: Eukaryota; Metazoa; Arthropoda; Insecta; Diptera; Calliphoridae. Gene Ontology annotation, molecular function: ATP hydrolysis activity.